This is a messenger RNA of Penaeus indicus, 2421 nucleotides long. Its product is annotated as failed axon connections-like. The record is from RefSeq and is a predicted model, not a curated record. Gene Ontology annotation, cellular component: cytoplasm. The transcript is spliced from 7 exons. Bases 69 to 959 code for a protein of 296 amino acids. NCBI's taxonomy places the organism in Eukaryota, Metazoa, Arthropoda, Malacostraca, Decapoda, Penaeidae.
UGCACCGGUACCCAUCAGUAUAGGAAGGAGAGCUGUUGUAAGAGCUCCUUUCAAUAAGAAUUGUGAAGAUGAACAUUUCGAUGAGUGAUUCCCUGGAAACACUUUGGUCAAAUGAAUGGGCAAGAAGAAGCAUUGUAAUAUGUAUUGGAUUCGGAGUCAUUAUUUAUGUUAGAAAAUUCUUUCAAAACAGAAAAAGGGCUAAGUUAAGAGCUGACUGGAAUUCUGUAGGCAAGGAUGUUGUGGUUCUUCAUCAAUUUUGGCGUGGCAAAUAUUGCCCCAAUAUGAGUCCGUUUGUUAUGAAAGUGGAAUGUUUUCUGCGUUUGGCUGGAGUCAAGUAUAUUACUGACACUCAAGAGCCUUUUGGAGCAAGAGGUUUGUGCCCUUGGAUCACUCUGAAUGGAGAAGACAUUGAGGACUCCCAGCAUAUAGUUGAACGUUUGACAGAGCAGUUUAAUGUCAAACUUGACGACCACCUCACACCAGAGAGGAAGGCAACUCUUGAAGCUAUAAGAAUCAUGUUGGAAGAACACAUGUUCUGGAUUUUGUUCAUGUAUAGGUAUUACCAUACAAACUGCAAGGUAUUUAAGAAAACUCAAGUAUUCCCAUCCUGGUUUCUGCAUUACUUUUAUCCAAUACUCAUCUACUACCACUCUCAAAAGCGAGGAAGAGCACAAGGUAUUGCCCGACAUACAUUCGCAGAACAGGUCAAGAUGACUGAGAAAAAUAUGGAAAUCCUUAAUACACUUCUUGGUGAAGGCCAGUAUUUUGGUGGUGACAAGCCCUGUUCAACUGACUGCAUUGUUUUUGGAUUUUUGGCUCAGGGCAUGUGGAAUGACACAGACUCUCCCUUUGAGACACUUAUCAAAGUUACAUAUCCAAAGCUAGCUGCUUACUGCAUCAGGAUGAAGGAGCAUAUAUAUCCUGACUGGAAGAAGCUGUUAAACCCACCUCAAGAAUAAAGGUUUAGAAAGUGUUGAAUUGAUAUGAAAUUGUAGACUGUACAGGUUAAAUGCAUAAUUUCUAAGAUUGUUCAUUGUCAUUGUGAUUUGGGAAUUCAAUAAACAAUAGUAUGUCUGUAUGUCUGUCAUUCUGUAGGCCACAAUCUAGAUGACUGAGAAAGAUGAUGGCUUGGGACUUUUCCUAUGUAGUUAAGGAUUUUCCUUUUUGAGUUUUUAUCUAUUUAUUUAUUAUCAUUUUAUUUAGUUAUUUAGUUAUUUUAUUUAUUUAUUUUUUUACCAAUACAAAAAAUAAGUGCACGCAUAUCCAGAUUAUAGAGUUCGUUGACGGAAUGCUUGGUGAGCUGCAUGAACAAACCCAAAAUGAACUAGCCAAUAAGUUCGUUGACAGAAAGUUUGGGUGUGUGGCUGUGUGCUUGGAUUGGCCAUCGCCUUUAUAUUUUUCAUUUGCCUGAUAAAUAGUUGAUAGUUAGAAAGAGCAUUUAUGGUUGUAGGAUCAUAAGGGUAGAGUCUGCCAGUAGGAAAAGAAUGGCUUAAUAUAUCAAUAUAAGAAGCAUUAAACUUCAAGUAAAUAUUAUGAAAUGUGUUUUUUUUUUAAACAUGGAGGACUGCAAACCCAAUUUUAAGUUUGGGAUAACAAUGCUUGCAUUAUGAAUUGUUCAGUUCUUCAUGAACACUCAUUCCGUCCUAAAAUGUUGACAAAACCAAAUCCUUGAAGAAAUCAAAUCAAAGGAAAUGCAUAUGAGAGACAAGGUGAUAAUUGUAAAAGAAUAACUGAAGUGCUCAUAUUAAUGAUGCUCAGAUAAGCGGAUGCUAGGGCUGGAUUUACAUAAGAGCUAAAUAAGUCAAAGCUUAGGGUCCUCGUUUCCCAAUGAAAGGGCCUCCAAUUUUUUUAAUGACUUUUUAGAAUUGACUUAGUAGCGCAUUCAUUUGAGUUGUUUGUUUUUACUCUUAUUUAAAGCAUUGAUUUUUCAAGCUUCAUAAUAGCUUUACUUUAACUUCACAAGGGGCCUCCAAGCUUCUCACAGCUUUGGGCCACAUCAAUCUUCAUUCUUGGCCUGGAUGAUACUGAACUAUAUACCUAACAAUUAAUAAAUGGUCUAUAAUCAGGUAAUGGAGGUCAAGUAAAUAUAGAAUAGUAAUAUAAAUUUAUUGUUCUUGGAUUAUUAAUUAAUACAAAUUGAAUGCUGUGUGUGGACAGUAUGAUAAUGGCUAUUUGAUUUUUUUUUUUUUUUUUUUUUUACACAUUCGCUUUGUGAUGAAAGCUGUUAUAUAUGAUGCUUGAACCAUUUAUAUUGAACACUAUGACAAAUAUAUAUUGUAGUUCUAAUUUUAUCUGGUAAUUCACAUCUGUUUAGUAUGCUGUUAUCACAUGCAACUGCCUUGAAAUAGUACAUGCACAUACCUAAAUCUAUAAUUCCUAUUACAUACUCAUCAUGAGAAAUAAAUAAUGCAUUUGAAUUGA